This is a messenger RNA of Hipposideros armiger (great roundleaf bat), 1255 nucleotides long. RefSeq names its product arylformamidase (gene AFMID). The coding region runs from base 1 to 930 and encodes 309 amino acids. The record is from RefSeq and is a predicted model, not a curated record. Gene Ontology annotation, molecular function: arylformamidase activity. Lineage: Eukaryota; Metazoa; Chordata; Mammalia; Chiroptera; Hipposideridae. The transcript has 11 exons.
AUGGACCAGCAGCAAACAGGGAAGGGUGCCCAGUUUCCACAGACCACACUGUACGAGUUGGAGAGUCAGUACACCCCCAGCAGAUGGGUCAUCCGACUGGGAGCACAGGAAGCCCUGAGGACCUACUCACAGAUGGGAAACGACGCCACCAAAAAGGCCCAAGCCACCAGGAGGAGCCUGCUGCACGUGCCCUACGGAGAUGGCGAAGGAGAGAAACUGGACAUCUACUUUCCCGAGGGAGUGUCUGCAGCCCUGCCUUUCUGUGUGUUUCUUCAUGGAGGAAACUGGCAGACUGGAAGUAAAGACGCGUCGGCCUUCAUGGUCAACCCACUGACAGCACAGGGCGUGGCCGUGGUGGUGGUGGGUUACGAUAUUGCCCCCAAAGGCACCUUGGACCAGAUGGUAGAUCAGGUAACCCGGAGCAUUGUGUUUGUCCAGAAGAAGUAUCCGCGCAAUGAGGGAAUUUACCUGUGUGGACACUCAGCUGGGGCCCACCUGGCCGCCAUGAUGCUCCUGGCCAACUGGACCAAGCAUGGAGUCACCCCCAACCUCAAAGGCUUUUUCCUGGUAAGCGGGAUUUACGACCUGGAGCCCAUCGUGCACACGUCUGUGAAUGCCCGUCUCCUAAUGACCCUGGAGGAUGCUCAGAGGAACAGCCCACAGCGCCACCUGGAGGCGGGCCUAAUGCAGCCCGUGGGUCCCUCCUGCCCCAUGCUGGUGGUGAUUGUGGGCCAACACGACAGCCCUGAAUUCCACCGACAGUCCAGAGAGUUUUAUCAGACGCUGUGCCGGGCUGGGUGGAAAGCCUCGUUUGAAGAACUGCACGAUGUGGAUCACUUUGAAAUCGUUUGGAAACUAACCCAGCAGGACUACAUGCUCACCCAGAUUAUUUUGAAAACAAUCUUCCAGGAGUUCAGUGACAACCCCUGAACCUCAAUAGAUGUGCACCCGACUUGUUCUCCAAAGAGUCUGACCGUUUCCCCAUCUCGCCAGUCUCUGCGUCCUGGGCCUGGUAGCACCUCCAUUUGUCCACCCGCCCUGGCAAGAGUCCAUUCUUCCCACUCCUGAGCACCGGUAGAGGUCUGCACGGCCGCUCCCUGGCCUGGAUUGAGCGGCUGCAGAGACGGUCCAGCUCAGGACAAUGCCUCUCCCCACGUUUGGCCCCCCUGUCUGCUGAGAGGUGUGACAAAAAUGACAGUUCCUAACCAGGCAUACACUUACCUCCAGCCCACAAGCCUUUUUAAACAGUUGAAAA